Bursaphelenchus okinawaensis is the source of this 3337-nucleotide messenger RNA. NCBI's taxonomy places the organism in Eukaryota, Metazoa, Nematoda, Chromadorea, Rhabditida, Aphelenchoididae. The record is from the annotation of a GenBank genome assembly.
AUGUCGGCCGUAGAAGAAAUAAUGGCUUCUUGUGAACAACAUCGCGUAGACCAGUUGGAUUUGGCAAGUUUAACUUAAUUUAUUAUUUGUUUUCUGAAGAUAUCAUAGAAGAACGGAGUUCUAAGUAUUUUACGUUAUAUGUUUUUUUUCUUAAAAAAACGUGAAGAAUAACAUAUUGUUGUAGACACUGGUUGACGCAACAACUCUAUCUCCAAUCGCUCCGACCGGCAAAGUUAUCGAUAUUGUAAGCUUAAAACUUUCAUUUUGUUAUCUUUGAAGUUUAGAUUACUUUGGACAGCACGGACAACACUCUUAUCGCGGAUUCUGGCGAUCUUGAUGGAACUGUGAGUAAUAUCAGCUAAAUUAGGUGAAAACAGUUUAUUUACAGAUAGUGUUGGGUGAUACCCCUUUAAAUAGUCCUAUACUUUCAUCUUCACAUCAAGAAUUUUUGUUUGAGAAGGAGAACGAAAAGUUCGUAAGUUGUUCAUGUUGUAGUAGGUGAGUGGCAUAAAAAUCGAUUUCUCAUUAAAGAGGCGUUAUAAUUUUUUGAAAUUUGACACCAAAGACGGCAGUAGUAUUGAUAAGGUUUUGUUGAAAUAUACAAUGUUAACAUUUAUUCAAAAUGGAAUUACAGGUAGCUUUGGCAAAGAAAGUUAUAAAUUAUGUUUCGCCUUUGAAUCCCUUGAAUCAACGCAAAUUGAAUCAACAAAGACGACAGGAUUUUGUGAGUUUUAAAACAUUUUAAAAAUAAACAUUAAGUUAUGUUAAAUUUUGAUCAAACACUCUGUUUUAGAUUCAAAAUCCGGAAACUCCUAAUCUAUCGGUAUCAUCGGUUAAAUUUUUACCCGAUUUGUCGCCAAUUCAGGAAGAUGCAGGUGUGAAACGUGCUAAAAUAGAACGCAUUAAACCUCCAAUAGCCAAACAAUUAUCUGAAGCGAAAAAACUGGCAUCUGAAGCUGAAAAAUCGCCAACUGUCCCUAAAACACCUAUUAUAAGGUGCGAAAAACCACCUCAAUUACAUUUUUCAAAGGAAAUUUCUAAUGUGAAAGUUAGGACAUUGUGUAAUGUUACACCAAGGUAUUUUCAAAGAAGUUAUGGUUUUGUGGAUGGACCAGAAACUCCAGCUAAAUCGUUAAUUGUGAGUUUUUACCUAUAGUGCAUUUUGGGGGUGUUGAACUAGUUUUUGUUAUAACUUUUUUUGAAAGUUAGCUAUGAAUUUGAAAUUUGAUGGGAUUAUAGAUAAGAUAUUGUAUCAACUAUCUCAAGAAUCAAAAUUUAAAAAUUUGGUUUGAUUAAAAAGUUACAGUACAUUUAACGUACCUAUACCAAGCCUUUUUUGAAAACUUUAUUUCUUGGUUUUUUUGAAUUCGAUAACAAUCUUUUCAGGUUUACACUGACGGAAGUUACUUUGAGCAUACCAAAGAGUCUGGAAUUGGAAUAUUUUGUCAUACUGACUCUGACCUGAUACUACAAAAAGCGAUUUAUCCGAAGAAUCCGAGCAGCGAAACAGCCGAACUUGUAGCCAUUAUUUUGGCAUUGAAAAUGGUUUUGAAGUUGAAUAAGGAGUAAGUUUUGACUAUUUGUUUUACGGCCAAAAAGCUUGUAGAAUUGAUUUUUAAAGAUUUUGUGAAAAGGUCCGAAAAAUUUAAUUUUAUUUUUUUUUGUGAAAAAGUCCGCAGAAUUGAAAACCGAUUGGAACCUAUGUAUAAGUUUUUUUAAAUGGUCAAAAAGUAUGUGGAAAAACCAUGAACAUUCGAGAAAAUCUCUAAAAUGACAUUCCUUUUUCAGCACUCUACCGCUGGUCAUUCGAACAGAUCAGUUGAACUUGAUGCGCAAUCUUAACAAUGACUACACCUAUGGCAAGAUCAAUUCACAGUUACUACAAGAGAUUAUUGAUCUGGCCAAACAACAUCGAUUUGGAGUGACAUUCCAGCAUAUAUAUAGUCAUAAUGGUCAUCCAGGUCAAGAGAGAGCCGAUCGUCUUGCUUCGAUGCCAUUUAAGAAGGCUGAUGCUACUCCAAUUCAUAAGUACAACAGCACGGCAGAUAGACAAUGGGCGUGGGCUAGGGCGGUGAAGUGGGUUUUUGGAUUGAUUAUUUGGGGGGGGGGGGGGGGGGGUUUUGUAUUUUUUGAUAAAGUGUUGGUACUAUGGGCAAGGGCAGGGCUUUUAUGUAUGUUAGGGCUAGGUUAUUGUAGGGUAGAGUUGGGUAUUUUAGAGCAGCAUAUAUUCGCGUAGGGUAAGAUAGGGUAGGGUGGGGGUAAAAAAGGGGUAGAUUUUUCAAUUUCUUGGAUUUUUUAAAAUUUUUAAAAAAGAUUUAACGAUUUUAGGCACCCAUAUCGAAAAGUCUGGUUCAGAAAACCGAAAGGAGACAAUCUUCAAGUUCAUAUCACAUCAUCAUGGGUUCAGCCAACACGAGAAGACUUCACCAAAAAGGUUAAUGAACGACUGAACAAUCCAUACGUAAACAGAGAUCCAUCAAGACGAGGAAGCUUUGGCACCUUACCUAAAUUGGCAUUAAGGAACAGAAAUGUAGCGACAAACAAUGUUGAUUUACCUUCUGGUUUGACAGUACGAGCACCAAUAGUACCACCGGGAGAAGGAGUAUCAAAACCAGCAAAAAUUGUACUGCCAGGAGGACCAGUUGGUACUGAUAGGGUACCUGUACGAGCACCAAUUCUACCACCAGGAGAUCUAAUACGUACUGAUAAAGCCCGAUCCCCAAUUCUACCACCAGAACGUUCAGUAGCUGCUCAUAGAUCACCAGUACGAGCAUUAGGACGACCAAUAGAUUCUGGUAGAGUACCCGAUGGUAUUGGCCAAGUACCAUCGGAUAGUGGCCAGGUAUUAUCAAGAGUACCAACAAAUAGUGCUCAACUACCAUCAUGGGCACCAUCUGCCACUGGACGAGUACCAAUAUGUGCACCACCGAAUCAGUCAGAGCUUCCCAGUACAUCAAAAUCUUCUUCAUGGAAAUUCACUCGUACUGAAGCCGGUUGGACCUCUGCCAACAAGUAUAUGGAGCUUCAGAAGUCGGUGUGGACUACUGGUACUACUGAAUCAUCAUCAUGGUUAACUAAUGAUACUGAAUUCUGGAAACAGAAGCUAAACCAAAGAGUAUUUGACUUUGGAACUUCAAAAGAUAGUGGAUAUUCAUCAUCAAAUGGCAGUGGACAGUUAUCGAAUGGAGUCGAGUUUAGAUCUUCAUCAUCGAAUGACGAUCAUGUUGGAUAUUCAUCAUGGAAGGAAGAUAAGGUUACUAAGAGUUGGAUGAAAGGUCGAAAGAGAGGAAGAAACGAGAAUCAUGAUGAAUAUAACGCUAAAAGGGCCAGAUUCUAA